Messenger RNA from Scylla paramamosain (green mud crab), 2194 nucleotides. RefSeq lists its product as uncharacterized. The transcript has 10 exons. Lineage: Eukaryota; Metazoa; Arthropoda; Malacostraca; Decapoda; Portunidae. The record is from RefSeq and is a predicted model, not a curated record. The coding region runs from base 873 to 2000 and encodes 375 amino acids.
GGAAAUCAGUCUACGACCUGGCAACCCUGCGAGUCAUGAGACAAGCGCGGCAGUGUGCUCAGAGAUAGAGAAGAGGUGGGUUGUGCAUCAUCUCGGCUCCUGACCGGCUCUGUGGUACCUUGGGAUGGUGCACCAAGAUGGCCGCCGCCUGGAACAGAUGACGUUUCACUGAAAGCUAGCACGCCUACAUCCAAUUGGCGGUGUACAAACAUACACACUACCUAUACAUAUGGGAGAGCACAUACCACCUCUACAUGGCUUUUCCCACUACCUGACGCCAUAGAAAGAGGCAAAAUACGAGUGGAAAUGUGGUCUAUAGAGGAAUGGUGGCUUCAAACAUGGCGGAUGUGGCGGCGGUGGCGGUUCUAUUAUAGAUACGUUACUUCAGCCACCACCACCACCACCACCACCUCAGGGUUGGUGGUGGUGGUGGUGAUGGUGAUGGUGGUGGGGGGAUGGAAUACUCUCCUCUCCACGCCCCCCGCCCAGCCCCUCCACCAUUUUGAUCUGAAUUAUGAUGGUGGUGGCGUGACUACUACUACUACUACUACUACUACUACUACUACUACUGUAAGGGCUCUCAAAAUGGACUGGAGGAGGCGAUGGACGUAUCCUUGGGCUGGCAAAGGACGAAAGGAAAUUGCUAGAAGACGUAAAAGAAAGGAGGAGGAGGAGGAGGAGGAGAAGGAAGGCUACAACAACACUAACAACAAUAACAACAAUAACAGUCAAGGAUGCGAAGGAUACCGGGUAGGAUUUGCAGCCGAAGGAUAUCUCCCCCCCGUGGGCCCUUGCAUCCUACCCUGGUUCUGGCAACACCUGGCUGAGGGAGCUGAUUGAGGGCGCCACAGGUGUGUUCACGGGCUCCACCUAUGAUGACCAGCACCUUUAUGUCACAGGCAUGUUUGGGGAGCUGGAGCGGUGGUCAGCGGGCACCACACUCACGCAGAAGACACACUCCGCCUCUCCCUCCGUCGUGGCCUCCUUCAGUAGGCCGCGCCGUGGUGUUAGUGAGGAAUCCGUACAAAGCUCUCCUGGCCUACCAUAACUACCUGUUUGGUGGACACCUGGGCUACGCACCUGUCAGUAAUUAUAGGAGUAAAGACUGGAGCGCCUUCGUGCAUAUGCAGGCGAGGGCGUGGAUGGACAUUGCUGUGAACUGGACGAGGGCACUGCAGAAGGAGGAGGAGGAAGAAGAAGAAGAAGAUCAGACAAGGGAACUAAAGGAGAGAGAAGAGAAGGAACGAAUAAAUGUGCUGAAUGUCAGAAUUAAGGAAGAACAGAAGAAGGUGAAGGAAGGAUGGAAGAGGAAGAAGGAGACACAGAAGAAGAGGAUAAAGAAGGAAGGGAGGAAGAUAGCAAUAGUCCACUACGAGGAACUAUUGCAGGACCCUCUUACGCCCCUCCUCCCUGCCCUGGCCGCCCUGCCCGUGCCUGCCCCCUCUCCUACAAGACUGGCGUGCCUCAGGAGGCAUCACACAGACAGGCGUCGCUUCAAGAGGAAACAAGAAUACCUGCCCGAAAACCUGGACAUCUUCUCACCUGUGGACAGAGACAAGCUUGACCGUGCCAUUCGUUAUGUGGAUUACCAUCUCCGCCGCCUCCACCUGCCCCCGCUGCCCCUCCAUCUGUAUGAGUACUAUAACAACACGCUGCCAGACGCACAAAAAACGAUUCGCGUGGCGUGUCUUGAGGGGGAGACUGAAGCGGCGUGUGAUGCGCGUGUGGACCAGCUCAACGCCGCCUGGAGGAGGAGGAAGAGGAAGAACGGAGGGAAGGAUGAACAGACUCCUUCCUCUUUGUAUGAUGGAGGAGGAGGAGGAGGAGGAGGAGGGGAUAGUGAAGAGGAAAAGGAAGAUCCACUAGAGAAGUUCGCAGGCACCAAGGUGGGCUGGUUCCUGACUCGAGGGUUCACGAGUCUCAUGAAGCAACUGCGAGGCGACCCGCUCCGCCAGGCUGUGGUUCAAAACUCAGAGCCGAACUUUGCAGUGAAACAGUAGGCUUCAGAUGCUUCCCCUCGUGUUGUGUGUUGUGUUGUGAUGUGCUGCUGUGUUUGUGUUUAGUAGUAGUUGUUGUAGUAGUAGUUGUUGUAGUAGUAGUAGUAGUUGUUGUUGUUGUUGCAGUAGUAGUAGUGGUGGUGGUGGUAUGUAUGUAUGUAUGUAUGAUGAUAUAUAAAACUAUUUAUUUACUUAAU